AGCUCAGCAGACCACACACCGGGGAGACCAGAUUUCAAUCACUCCACAAACGACAAAUGAAUGAUCACCAUGCCACCAGGAACUGUCCUCCUCACCGCCUUGUGUUUUCUUGGCACCUCGUUCUCCGUCACGCAAGCCUAUGUCACCUUCUCACGGAACAACACAAUGUUCAACCACCUCACCCUGGACGCCUACACAGGGACUCUAUAUCUUGGUGCCACAAACUUUCUCUACCAGUUGACCGAGAAUUUAUUGCUUGAGACAGAACCAGUUCAGACUGGGCCCGUGUUGGACAGCAAGGAUUGUUUACCCCCGGUCACCGCCGAAUGUGCACAUGUACAGAAUACAAAUAAUCACAACAAGCUUUUGCUGGUGGUGCCAAGCCAAAAAGAGCUGAUAGUAUGCGGUAGCAUUUUUCAAGGCAUUUGUGAAAAAAGGCUCUUGGGAUCUGUCAACGAGGUUCUCUUCAGACCCGAAAGACCUGUAGACUCUCAGUAUGUGGCUGCAAAUGAUCCAAAUGUCACCACAGUUGGCUUGGUUGGGCUUUCCAAGGAUGGCACACCUCUCUUUUUCGUAGGAAGAGGCUACACCAGUAAAGGAGUGGGUGGUAUUCCUCCCAUCACCACUCGCAACCUGAAUGGAGGAAGCGACUCCCAUUCCGUCUUCUCAUAUGAAGAGACAGCCAAAUUGGCCGUGGUUGGACGACUCUCGGAGUAUAACCACCACUUUGUGAAAGUCUUUACUCGCCUGUCCAACGUUUAUUUCCUAUUUUAUCGUCGUGACCUGAAAUCACCCUCCCGGGAAUAUAAGACCUACAUCUCACGUAUUUGCCCCGAUGACUCCCAUUACUAUUCCUACGUUGAGUUGCCUCUUAGUUGCCAAACUAAAGAUGGUAGUAGGAGCUACAACCUUCUUCAGGCCGCCUAUGUCACCCAGCCUGGAGAGAAGAUGGCAAGGGGCGUCUUAAACACCAAUGGAGAUGUGCUCUUUGCGGUAUUCUCCCAGUGGCAUGCAGCUUCUGGAAAAGUUAGUGAAGAAUCUGGUUUGUGCUUGUAUCCUAUGGAACUUAUCGACCGAUUGAUCAAUCAGACUAGAGACAUCUGCUACACCAGGGAUGGCAAAGAUGAAGAUGACAGAGAAGUGGCGUACAUUGAAUACGACGUGAAGUCCAACUGUGUUCAACUUCCUUCUGACACACUAGAUGCUUAUCCAUGUGGCUCAGACCAUACUCCAAGCCCCAUGGCAAGCUGGGAUCCCUUGGAAGCUGCUCCUGUCUUUGAGAGCCCAGACGCCCGCCUUACCGCCAUUGCCGUCAACGUAGAAGAAGAACACACAAUUGCAUUUAUCGGUGACCAAAAGGGACAACUUAAUAAAGUCUACCUGGGAGGUAACAAUGAUGCCCGGCUGUAUGCCAGUGUGCCCACACAGUCCAACACCGCCGUUUCUGCUGACCUGCUGUUUGAUCAGCCAGAAAAAAAUCUGUACAUCAUGACUCAUUCCAGGAUUACAAAGUUGCCACUUUCUGAAUGUUCCCAACAUCCAGACUGCACAUCAUGCCUUAGUGCCGGAGAUCCUUACUGUGGUUGGUGCGUUCUCCAUGGAAAAUGUAGCCGGAGGCACGAAUGUCUGCGUUCAGGAGAGAAGAACCAGUGGCUUUGGGCUCACGAUGAGAAUCAGCGUUGCCUGACCGUGCAAUCGCUGAGCCCAGCAAAUAUCAGCAAAGAGGAGAAGAGAAACAUCUUCCUUUCCAUCCCUGACCUACCUUCUCUGUAUCAAGAAGAAUCCUACUCCUGUUUUUUUGAAGAUUUCGAGAGCCGAGCAGUCAGGACAGAAUUCGGAGUCAUGUGCCCAUCUCCUGACCCCAGCAAAGCCCCUGUGAUCAAAGCAGGAACAGAUCAUGUGCGGGUCAGACUACAGCUUCAGUUUGGGGCAGUGACCAUUACCACUGUGGACUUCAUCUUUUACGACUGUACAGCGGUGGCCCAACUCUACAAAAGUGCCCCGUGCCGUGGAUGUGCAAGUAGUGAAUGGGGGUGUAACUGGUGCAUUCACCAACAUCUCUGCACCCAUAAAGCCACAUGUGAAGAAGGGACAAUUAUUUACAAUAAGUUGGCUCAGUUUCCUGUGCCCGAACCAUCUCCAACUCCCAUUUUUGUACCAGUACCAACAUCCAUAGUUGUUCCUACCACAAUCUUUUUGACAACAACCCCUAGUCCUGUACCUGAGGCAACUACUACCACGACUCCCGCCACCACAACACCAACUGUCACAGAGACCACCCCUACACCAGUCCCUACCACUGUACCGACCACCCCCAUUGUCACAACCGUGGUGACUACACCAGAAGUUACCACCACGCCUGAGCCUGAGCCUGAGCUGACCACCUUUGAACCCACUACUGAGGAACCUACUCCAGAAAUAACAACUCAGCCUCCAACAGAAGAGCCAACCAAUGUCCCCACCACGUUGCCAACCACUGUGCCCGUAGAUGUUGUCACAUCUCCAGCUGUCACAGAUGCUACCACCUUCUCUGUCACGGAUGACAUUGAUAUGACUGAAGAGGUUUGGACAACCGAGAGCCCAACCACAGUUCCGGAUACUACCGUGCCCCCAUUAAUCCAGGCACCUACCACAUUGGAUAACGAGAGUGAGAUGACUUGGGUGCCUACCACCCUUCUACCACCACCAGAGGAGUCCACGUCUGCCGUCCCUCCUCUUCCAACCACUGACCAAACGCUUACUCUUCCAUCUUUACCCGACUUUCCGGAUGAUCUAGAAACUGAAAUUGCAGACACUGAAGAGCCACCGACGAUUGUUAUGGAAGAGCGAGGUAAAGAAAGCCUGGACCAUACUGAAGCAGAUGACUGGGUGGACUCCGCCAAUGUGGAAAAUGACACGUCCUCCUUCUCCGCUUCCACUAUCCUCUCUGGCGACGGGGACGUUGAGGGAACAUCGCCUCAUUUUCCUACAAUAAUCGAACCAGACUUGGAUUAUCAGUUUGACGAUCCGGGCUUUAUAGAAUUGAAUAAAGAGGAACUCUUCUGGGGUCCAGAAACAUGUCCCUGUGUGCACAGUAUUCAGAGCCCCUCUUUACUACCAGUGAACGUAGAGCGUAAAAUAACAUUACUUGGAAAAAACUUCCACCAUUACCAGGAUUCCCAGUGGGACUAUGAGUGUGUCCUAAUUCUGGAGGGCAGGACACUGAUAACAGAUGCCUUUGUGGAGAUGGAUGCUAUGGACUCGUCCAAUUACUACAUCACAUGUCAACUGCACCAAUACAGUUACUCUGCCCCCCAGCCGGAGUUCAAUGCUCUGGUAUAUGUGCAGAGAGAGCCGGACCUGCGGGUGGACAGUUACGAGGAUCUCCAUGUGACGCUAUAUAACUGCUCUGUGGGACACACUGACUGCAGCCGAUGCCAGACCGCCGACCACAAGUAUAACUGUGUGUGGUGUGGAGGAGAGCACCCCAGCUGUAUGUACCAAGAGUCGUGCACGGAAGAGGUUGAAGGAACGUGUCCUGCACCUCUUAUCCACUCGAUCGAACCUCUUUCAGGUCCUGUAGAUGGAGGAACAAGAAUUACAAUCACUGGCUCCAACUUGGGCCAAAAAUUGGAAGACAUUCUAGACCGAGUAUCUGUGGCCAAUAUCCCUUGUAGGGUGGAUGUCGUAAAAUACGAGAUUUCCAGCAGUAUAGUGUGUGUGGCUGGAAAAAGCUGGUCGGAGAGACCUGGUCAUGUCCUGGUAGAGGUUCCUGGAGGGUUACAUGGAGUUUCCACCCAAGUUUUUACUUAUCAGAAUCCCGUUCUGUCUUCGUUCUUUCCAUCUCGUGGGCCGAAAUCUGGUGGAACCCGGUUGACUAUUGCAGGAACCAAACUUCUUACAGGGCGUCCCAGUGAUAUCCGAGUUUUGAUUGGAAAUAUCCCCUGUUACAUUUCCUCGGAGAUUCAGGAAAACCAACUGGAAUGUCUAACUGGAACCAGCAACUCCACCACAGACCUCUGGGUAACCGUCUGGUACGGAGAACAAGUAUUUAGCUUCCCAGAUGCAUUCUUCUCAUACACGGCAGACCCGAACAUCACAUCCGCCAGCCCUGCCAAGAGCUUCUUCAGUGGAGGUCGGGUGAUAUUGGUAUAUGGACAGAACCUGAACGUAGUACAAGCCCCAAAAAUCCGGGUCACCGUGUCCCCUAUGGAAAGGAGGAGGAGGCGAAGCCUUGGGAGGAAGCGACGUAUUGUUCCGGAGACAGAAUGCCCAGAGGGCUCGCUCUGCACUGUCCAGCAGUAUGAAGAGCUUUGCCAAGUGAAUUCAUCCUUCCUGCUGCUUUGUAAGACACCAGCCAUUAACCCUUUACACUGGAACGCCCGAGUCGACGUAGAGUUCAUCCUGGAUAAUCUCCAUUUCAAUUUUACUGUCAUCAACUCGGCUCCAUUUACGUAUGUCCCGGACCCGGUGCUCCGGCAUCUGAAUGCUGAGGAUCCUGCAAAGCCGUAUCGCCACAAGCCCGGCAGUGUCAUCUCUGUGGAGGGAGAGAAUCUUGACCUGGCAAUUACCAAAGAAGAGAUGAUUGCAAUGAUUGGGGAUGGGGUGUGCACGGUGAAGACCCUCACAAGUAACCACCUGUAUUGUGAGCCUCCAGAGAAGGAGCCAGCCCCACGUUACCCAUCCAAGAGAGAAGGGGUGGACUCCCUGCCUGAAUUUACAGUGCAAAUAGGAGGAAUUGAUUUGGUUCUUGGGAAGGUUCAGUAUGACACAGAGAGCCAGCUUACAUUUCCGCUGGAGGCUCAGAUCAGCUUGGGAGUUGGGGCUUCUUUUGUGGCACUGAUAGUUCUCAUCAUCGUCUUAAUUUACAGGAGGAAAAGCAAGCAGGCUCUGAGGGAUUACAAAAAAGUUCAAAUUCAGCUUGAAAACUUGGAAACCAGUGUUAGAGAUCGUUGCAAGAAAGAAUUUACAGAUCUCAUGACAGAAAUGAUGGAUCUCACCAGUGAUUUGGUUGGCACUGGGAUCCCCUUCCUGGAUUACAAGUCAUACGCAGAAAGGAUAUUUUUCCCUGGUCACCGGGAAUCCCCAUUGCACAGGGACCUAGAUGUCCCAGAGGGUCGGAGACAGACGGUGGAGCAAGGUUUGGUGCAACUAUCAAACCUUCUUAACAGCAAACUGUUCCUUACCAAGUUUAUCCACACUCUAGAAAGUCAGCGAACCUUUUCAGCACGUGACCGGGCGUAUGUGGCAUCUCUUCUUACUGUAUCUCUUCAUGGAAAGCUGGAAUAUUUCACAGACAUCUUGAAGACUCUUCUCAAUGACCUUGUUGAACAAUAUGUUGCCAAGAACCCAAAGCUGAUGUUGAGAAGGACUGAAACUGUGGUUGAGAAGCUGCUGACCAACUGGAUGUCCAUCUGCCUUUACGCUUUUGUGAGGGACUCGGCUGGAGAACCACUAUAUAUGUUAUUCCGAGGCAUCAAACAUCAAGUGGACAAAGGACCCGUGGACUGUGUAACAGGAAAAGCCAAGCAUACACUCAAUGAUAACCGCCUACUGAGGGACGACGUGGAGUACAAGACCUUGACUCUAAAUGCAAUAACACAACCCACCACUGGGAGCGCUGUAGAAGAGGAAGUUCAAGGAGUCCCGGUGAAGUUAUUGGACUGUGACACCAUCACUCAAGUGAAAGAGAAGAUCCUGGACCAGGUUUAUAAAGGAACACCUUGCUGUCUUCGUCCCUGCCCGGAGAGCCUUGACUUGGAAUGGAGGUCAGGGCUGGCUGGACACCUCAUCCUUUCUGAUGAAGAUCUAACAUCAGUGGUCCAGGGAUCAUGGAAGAGGAUAAACACCCUCCAACAUUACAAGGUUCCUGAUGCGGCCACUGUAGCAUUGGUUCCUCGACUGAGCAAGCACAUCCACCCAGAAAACCAUGAUUACAUCCCCGGAGAGAAGACCCCGAUGCUGGAGGAUGCUGAUGAAGGCGGCAUCAAACUGUGGCAUCUUGUCAAACCCACAGAUGAGCCUGAGUUACCAAAGCACAGAAGAGGGAGCCUACGUGACCGGGAGAGGGCAAAAGCCAUCCCAGAAAUCUAUCUGACACGUCUGCUGUCCAUGAAGGGCACACUCCAGAAGUUUGUAGACGACUUGUUUCAGGUUAUACUCAGCACCAGCCGCCCGGUGCCGCUCGCUGUCAAGUAUUUCUUUGACUUGCUAGAUGACCAGGCGACACACUAUGGUAUCGUUGACCCAGAGACCAUUCACAUCUGGAAAACUAAUAGUUUGCCUUUAAGGUUCUGGAUCAACAUAAUCAAAAACCCCCAGUUUGUGUUUGACGUGCAGACCUCGGACAACGUGGACGCAGUGCUGUCUGUGAUCGCUCAGACCUUCAUGGACUCCUGCACCCUUGCUGAUCAUAAGCUGGGCCGGGAUUCUCCUAUAAACAAGUUGUUGUACGCCCGAGACAUCCCCCGGUACAAGCAGAUGGUGGAGAGAUAUUAUGCUGAUAUCCGGCAGACCAUCUCGGCCAGUGACCAGGAGAUGAAUUCUGCACUAGCAGAGCUGUCCAGGAAUUACUCAGGUGAACUUAAUUCAUUGGUGGCUCUUCAUGAACUCUACAAGUAUAUUAAUAAGUACUAUGAUCAGAUUAUUACAGCACUGGAAGAAGACUCAACGGCCCAAAAGAUGCAGCUCGGCUACAGACUUCAGCAGAUUGCAGCUGCCGUGGAGAAUAAAGUCACCGACUUGUGACCGAGACACAUGGACGGUCUUCGAGCAAAUACAGUUUCUUGCCAAGAGCUGAAAGGUUUUUUAUAAAAAUCACCGUCUCCUGCCUCUGAGACGCAGGCAGCCUCGUGGCUCCUUGUCACAUUCCUAACUGAUAAGUGACCCGGAAGGCAACUGAUGGUGAAAAAGAAUAUUUUUUUCUAUGAAAUUUUUUUUACAAUCAGAACUUUGAUAUAGAAGAUUUUAACCCCACCGACGGGGUCGUCCUGCAUGUUACAAAGGAGCAGAUUUUAUCUUCCUAUGUGCCAAGUCCAUCAUCUUCAGUGGAAGGAGACACAAGGAUGAACCUAGGCGGACUCCAGAUCUCUGGCAUGUUUUCUUCACUAGCCUUCUGAGAAUGGAUCGGUGAACUUUGGCGGUGCAGACUUGCGUUGACUGUCCCGGUCGCGGCUCGAUUGAGAGUCUGCACCGAUGGAACAUGGGACUCUCUGUGGACACAUUGUAUCACAUGUUACAUGAUCUUCUCCUACAUGGACUACAUGGACAAAACUAACCUGAGAGGUCUCCAGUUCACACUUCUCCUUCAUUCCUGCCUUUUUAUUUCCACCUAGAAUAUUAUUUUAAUUUUUUAACAAUUGUAAAACUAAUUCUAUCAGAGAAGUAUAAUUUUAUUACUUUGUAGCCGCCAUAUUUUUAUUCGCCUUUUAAGAAUUGUUCGUCUUUUCCUAAAGAAAGAUAAAAAGUCUUCCUUUGCGGAGUCCUAGCAGCCAACCCGCAUCUCCUCUGGUGUCCACGGGGUUGCAUCGGAUCGUCUUAAAGAACUACCAAACUUCUUAUAUAUAUAUAUUAUAAGUCCUCAAAUCCUGCAGCACCCUAGGACAACACAUCCUGUCCCAUGCUCUGGCAGUUCGGUCUUGUCAUAAGGACAUUAUUGGGCUUCAAAUCACUAUCUAGAUGAAUGUUCAAAGCUAUGGACCUUGAUGUGGAUGGUGAUUUGCAGCUACAUAACAAUUCAGAUGAUGGGACUGCCAAAGUCCUUUUUGCUACGCAUGCCCUUUUUAUGUCCCAUGGGCCAAUUCCUCUCCCCCCCAGGCCCCAAUCCCGCCCCCUCCCCCGUCUUAGCGAAUAGAGCAUUUCCUUUAUGUAAAGGAGUCCAGCACAGGUGUCAAAUGGGAUGUUAUCAACCAGGGCUGGGCCCUCUCUCUCCAUAGCAUCUGCAUGGUCUGUCCCUACGGUAGGUAUGUCUUUGCUCAAGACCUGGAGCAGGAAGUGUUGUCUUAGGGGCCAUGCUGCCAUUGGGCAUGCAACAUCAAUAUACUGUAUCAUUGCAUGUGAAACACAAAGUAGUUCUUGUUUGUGCACCAUUUUCUUUAUUGCGCCAAUGCCUCUAAAAUCGUAAGGGAGGCAACUUAGCAAAACAGCCUUUGCUUAAAAAUCUCCUACCGUUUUGUGUAUUCAACUUCGAGGCAGGACUAUGUGUCUCCAUGGUUACAGACUACAAACAAGCCCUGUGUAGUCUGGUACCAACAGUCCAGUCCUUCUACUACUGUCUGCCCAUCACCACGAAGAGGGAGCAGAGGAGGUGAAGCAAGAUAUGACUGCAGGAUCUGACGACACAGGUUUUGUUUGUAGUCUGUAACCAUGGAGACACAUUGUUCUGAAUGGUAGAUGUUUACGCAAGAUUGCUUCGUUUUUGCUCUUUUAGAUGCAUUGGAGCGAUAUCGAAAUUGGUUGUGACAGUGGACGUACCCUUUAAGUAAAAUGUGUUUGGCUGUGCUUGGGCUGUAGACGGUACAUUACUGCACUAAAUCUCAUGGUAGAUGCUUAUUUAUUAGUUUCAGCAAGAGACACAGAAGCGCUCUAUUAGAUUCCAUGUCUUUUGGCAAUUUGCUGCUCUGAACUGGAUGUGUAAAUACCGUAGUUAUGAGAGAAGAUAUUUAAAUACUAAAGGAGGAUUGUAAUUUAUUUUUACGGCGGCACAUUGCCCUGGGAUACUCACAUCUAGUUUUAAUGUUUAUUUUGGAUUUAUUUUUUUCUUUCCGUACUAGUUUUUUCUGAUGAAGCAUUCCCGCGUCCGGCUCCCAGCUUUCACUCGUGCUGCCUUUUUUUUUUUUUCUCGUAAAAUCAUUAGAAAUUUGUGGUUAAUAUAAUAUAAAAAAUAAAUAAAAUAAAACUUGAAAGUGAAUCUUACGAGACCCGGAUAACACGUUAGACGAUGGUCGGAAAAAAGCUGUCGAAUCUGUGAAGUGAUAAACUGUUUGUGAAUGUAAAACACGACACAAAACACAUCUAAUGAGAAACAAAGUAGUCCUUACACAAACUACUCAAUAAAAGUCAAUAUGUUCUAA
Molecule: messenger RNA, 9050 nt
Organism: Bufo gargarizans (Asiatic toad)
Lineage: Eukaryota; Metazoa; Chordata; Amphibia; Anura; Bufonidae
Gene: PLXNB1
Product: plexin B1
Exons: 37
Coding region: 61-6726 (2221 amino acids)
Biological process (GO): positive regulation of axonogenesis; regulation of cell shape; negative regulation of cell adhesion
Cellular component (GO): semaphorin receptor complex
Molecular function (GO): protein binding; semaphorin receptor activity
Source: RefSeq, a predicted model, not a curated record